Harmonia axyridis is the source of this 2157-nucleotide messenger RNA. RefSeq names its product toll-like receptor 13. Gene Ontology annotation, cellular component: extracellular matrix. Gene Ontology annotation, molecular function: protein binding. Bases 357 to 2141 code for a protein of 594 amino acids. Lineage: Eukaryota; Metazoa; Arthropoda; Insecta; Coleoptera; Coccinellidae. The record is from RefSeq and is a predicted model, not a curated record. The transcript is spliced from 3 exons.
UUUCAAGUCACCAAGAGUAGUACUACUAGUACUAGUACCAGCCCACCAGUUGCUGGUCAACAGUUGCGUUCAAAAUAGGAGCAGAAUCAUUUUGCAGCUUGUUUAUUUGUAUCGCUAAUCGUCAGGCUUUCUGUUGUUAUUCUUCGAUAAGAAUGAUGUUUAUUUCAUGAUGUGUAAAUUGGUUUGAUUGAGAUCGAUGCUAUUAGUACGUUAAAAUGGAUUUUAUUGUGCUUGUGAGAGAUUGUUUUUACUUGGAGAAGCAUUUGAAAUGCUGAAAUAUUCUUCAUGGAAUAUGGAUAUAAUUUCAAGGCGAAUCUAGAAGUUUUUGGAGCAACGGAUUCUAUUUCUUCAUUGGUAUGAAACCAGACUCUUGGACCGUCUUCCCAAAGUUCCUAAUCUUCUUCCACCUAUUUCGAACCUCCACAACAUACGACUGUGAUGUAGAGUUCACUUACAGCGAGUAUUACAACUCAAACGGAUUCAAAGUAACCUGCAGCAACAUCGUAGAAGGCCAAGAGGAUAUCAUACGCUCAAUAUCUGCCCAAAAUGCCAUCAUUCUAGACAUAAGGAACACAACAUUGGUCAACGUAACAUCAGAUCUGUUCGAGAAUGUACCCAAGCUCAAAGAACUGAACAUUGAAGAUUCUAGAAUAUCUGUGAAUGGUACUGUAGACCUCUUCUCAAAGCUGGAAGGCCUGCAGACGCUGAUAAUAAAGAAUACUAUGUUGGAUGAUAUUGGAAACGGAACUUUUUAUAACUUGCCUCAGAUCAGAACUCUGCAUUUGGAGAACAACAGUUUGAGUUGUCUAGCUAAGGACAGUUUAAAGCUUACCAGUUUGGAUACUCUACUCUUCAUAAAUAACAACUUAGAAGACGUGGACGAUAUACCUUUAUGUUACUUAGAAAACGUGGAGAAGAUAAACUUCAGUAAAAACAGGAUCAGGACUUUAAAACCAAAUUUAUAUCAGUGUGGUUCCGAUAAGGCUAAAAAAACAUCCAUGAACAAUAUUUAUGAUGAUAAUCACAUAGGAAUAGAAUGUCUAGAUUUAAGCGAUAAUGAAAUUACCUCAAUCAAAAAAGCCUUUAAGCCUUUCACCAAUCUCAACUACUUGAAUUUAGCCAACAAUUCAAUUUCAAGUAUAGCCGACAACGAUUUUCAAAAUUUGAGGGAGCUAGAAGAUUUAAAUUUGUCCAAUAACUCUAUCUUGUAUAUGAGCAACGCAGCUUUUAGGGACCUCAUAAGUUUGAGGGAAAUAAAUUUAUCACACAAUAAAAUCUCAACGAUAAAGCUGCAGUUCUUGACUAAACUCACCAAAGUAGAUCUUUCUCAUAAUUCUUUGACUUUCGAAAACUUAGACCAAAUUAAAUAUUUGCCCUUUUUAGAGACUUUAGAUUUAUCGUUUAAUGAUCUGAAUGGUACUUCAGAUUUCUUUAACAGAUUUCCAUCGUUGAUCAAUUUAAAUUUGAAUGAGAAUAAUUUGAUUUUGGAAGAAGACAUGUUUAGGAACUUAUCACAAUUAGAGACACUUUAUCUUAGGGAUAAUGGUAUUAUUUAUCUUCCUGAAACGAUAUUCAAUAACAUGACAUCUUUGAAAGAGUUAGAUCUAUCGAAGAACAAGUUAGAAGUUAUCGACAAUUAUCAAAUUUUUUCAUCGCUAUUUAGUCUUCAGGUUUUCAAUUUAUCUUACAAUAAUUUGAGGUACUUGAAUCAUAACUUAUUCUCCAAUUUAGAUGACUGUGAAAUUUUGGAUAUUUCAGGAAAUAAGUUGAGGGAAUUAGAUUAUCCUUACAUCAUUAAUAGUAUGAGAUCACUAGAUACUAUAAACCUAAAUGAUAAUUUAUUUUCUUGUAAUUUUUUGCACAAAGUUAUCAGGUAUUUUACCUGGAAAAGUAUAAGCUAUAAUGUGAAAAAUAUGACGGAAUAUGACGAAGAAAAUAUAGGAGGUAUACCAUGCCAAGAAGAAAUGAAUGAAGUGGAAUCAGUUAAAAGUGAUCCUGAAACUACCUCUGUUUUUGUAAUAGUUUUAGUUUCAACUAUUGUGUCAGUAUUUGUACUCAUGAUGAUUUUGAUCAUUAAGUAUUAUCAGAUUUAUAGACGUUCGAAAUAUCAUUCAGAACAAUUUGAAUUGAUUGCAGAUUAAAUUAUUGGAAAUCUUU